Messenger RNA from Caenorhabditis briggsae, 474 nucleotides. It is a transcript of the gene Cbr-ncbp-2, whose product is annotated as Protein CBR-NCBP-2. Bases 1 to 474 code for a protein of 157 amino acids. The record is from RefSeq and is a predicted model, not a curated record. Gene Ontology annotation, molecular function: RNA cap binding. NCBI's taxonomy places the organism in Eukaryota, Metazoa, Nematoda, Chromadorea, Rhabditida, Rhabditidae. Gene Ontology annotation, biological process: mRNA cis splicing, via spliceosome. Gene Ontology annotation, cellular component: nuclear cap binding complex. The transcript has 3 exons.
AUGGUGUUCGAUCCAAGAACUUUGGAUCAGCCAAAGGAUAUCAGCGCCUACAGAGAUCAGAGAUAUCAGGGCUCCGUUCGCGACCAAGAAUUGGCUCUCCGCACCUCUUGCACACUGUACGUCGGAAAUUUGUCAUACUACACGAAAGAGGAUCAAGUGUACGAGUUGUUCGGACGUGCCGGCGACGUCCGACGCGUCAUUAUGGGUCUCGAUCGAUUCAAGAAGACGCCGUGUGGAUUUUGUUUUGUCGAAUACUACACCCGCGAGGACGCCGAACUCGCUCUCCAGAACAUCUCGAACACUCGAAUGGACGAUCGUGUGAUUCGCGCCGAUUGGGACGCCGGAUUCGUCGAGGGACGUCAGUAUGGUCGAGGCAAACACGGUGGACAAGUUCGUGACGAGUAUAGAAAGGAUUACGAUCCGGAGAGAGGAGGAUACAAUCGAGCGAUCGCUCAGAAAAGUAUGGUGGAAUGA